Molecule: messenger RNA, 894 nt
Organism: Hansenula ciferrii
Lineage: Eukaryota; Fungi; Ascomycota; Saccharomycetes; Phaffomycetales; Wickerhamomycetaceae
Gene: RPL5
Product: 60S ribosomal protein uL18
Exons: 1
Coding region: 1-894 (297 amino acids)
Biological process (GO): translation; ribosomal large subunit assembly
Cellular component (GO): cytosolic large ribosomal subunit; ribosome
Molecular function (GO): 5S rRNA binding; structural constituent of ribosome
Source: RefSeq, a predicted model, not a curated record
AUGGCCUUCCAAAAAGCUGAAAAAACCUCUGCUUACCACUCACGUUUCCAAACCCCUUUCAGACGUAGAGCUGAAGGUAAAACUGAUUACUACCAAAGAAAACGUUUAGUUGCUCAACACAAAGCUAAAUACAACACUCCAAAAUAUAGAUUAGUUGUUAGAUUCACCAACAAAGAUAUCAUCUGUCAAAUCGUUUCAUCCCAAAUUGUUGGUGAUUUCGUUUUAACUGCUGCUUAUGCUCAUGAAUUACCAAGAUACGGUAUUAAACAUGGUUUAACUAACUGGGCUGCUGCUUACGCUACUGGUUUAUUAGUUGCCAGAAGAGCUUUACAAAAAUUAGGUUUAGAUGAAAUCUACCCAGGUGUUGAAGAAGUUGAGGGUGAAUACGCUUUAACCGAAGCUGUUGAAGAUGGUCCACGUCCAUUCAAAGUUUUCUUAGAUGUUGGUUUACAAAGAACUACCACUGGUGCUCGUGUCUUCGGUGCUUUAAAAGGUGCUGCUGAUGGUGGUUUAUACAUUCCUCACUCUGAAAACAGAUUCCCAGGUUGGGAUAUCGAAGGUGAAGAAUUAGAUGCUGAAACCUUAAGAAAAUACAUCAUGGGUGGUCAUGUUGCUGAAUACAUGGAAGAAUUAGCUGAUGAUGAUGAAGAAAGAUUCAGAGAAUUAUUCCAAGGUUACUUAGAUGAUGACAUUGAAGCUGAUGCCAUUGAAGACAUCUACAUUGAAGCUCAUGCUGCUAUCAGAGCUGACCCAUCUUUCAAACCAACUGAAAAGAAAUUCACCAAAGAACAAUACGCUGCUGAAUCUAAAAAAUACAAACAAUAUAAAUUAACUAAAGCUGAACGUGACGCUAAAAUUGCUGCUAAAAUUGCUGCUUUCAAAGCUGAAAACUAA